AUGAUCUGCAAUACCUGUCGCCGCGCAGCAAUGCGCUCUGCUCGCCUUCCUCUGCGCACCCUCAUCCGCGCUCCUCCGGCCAUCACCCGCAUUACAACACAGACACCUACAUCAACGCCCCGAAGACUUCUCUCGACUUCUACAUCUCGAUUCUCUGCUGCCGUUGAGGAAGAGCCCGAUCUGCCUUCCAUGAGCCCCGCUGAAUCAGCCAUCGCCGAAAUACUCUCCGAGAAGCUUCAGCCCACCGAGCUACUUGUCCAAGAUGUCUCGGGUGGUUGUGGGAGCAUGUAUGCCAUCGAUAUCACAUCCCCUGCUUUCAAGGGCCAGACAAUUCUCAAGCAGCAGCGCAUGGUGAAUGCUGCUCUUGGCGACCUUGUCAAGGGCUGGCACGGCGUUCAGAUCCGGACCAAGGUUCCCUCUGCUUAA
Molecule: messenger RNA, 426 nt
Organism: Fusarium subglutinans
Lineage: Eukaryota; Fungi; Ascomycota; Sordariomycetes; Hypocreales; Nectriaceae
Product: altered inheritance of mitochondria 1
Exons: 1
Coding region: 1-426 (141 amino acids)
Source: RefSeq, a predicted model, not a curated record